UGCCGACGCGAGUGGAGCACGGUUAACGGCAAACAGGACGAACGGAAUAAAAGGACGAAAAAGGGCGAACUGCGAACGACGAAAAGUGAAUGUAACGGCGAUUCCAGGAAGUUCGCGAUCCUUUCUAACGGUUCGUUGCGUACGCGCGCCCCCUUCCUUUUUUUUUUGUGUGUGUGUGUGUGUUUAUGUGUCCGCCGGUUGGGGAUUGAAAUAGAGAACCACUCGAUGCUCAUUGAAAUAUACGAUUAUGCUGCGAAAUUAUUAAACAAUAUGACCGCAAGAGUUGCCAGGGAAAGCGUCGGAAACGGAGAAGGAGAAGGCAGCCAAUCUACAGGGAAUCUCAGGGGUCUGCUCAGCCGCACCCUGGCCAAGGUGGCCCGGGCCAAUCCCGCCCAGCACGUGCCCAGCCUGCCCAACCUGUCCGUUUCCGCCCUUCUGCUGCAAGCCCUCGACGCGGCGGACGUGGCCCACGGCCAACGCAUCGAUCAUCCGACCCGUGGGCCGGCGGUGGCAGCGACAGCGGAUGUGCUGCCCGCAAUGCUCGGCGAACAGACGACCGGGCUCCUCCCGGAAAACGACACCGGCAGUCCGCUGGCGGGGAAUGGGGGCGCGGAUGUAUACCUGCCUACAGCAAAUCUCAGCGGUUUCAUUGAGUCCUCGACGACGGCGGCCAUAGGCACACUGCCCAUCCCCACCAGCAGCAUGGCCACCUUCCAGGCCCAGACGGUGGCCACCUUCAUCGCCGCCACCGGCAGCAAGAAUCGCCCAACGACCAUCGUGGUCUACCCAACGGUUUCACCCGAAUCGAUCGUAAUCCCGAUCGUGUCCUGCAUCUUCGGCUUCCCGAUCCUGGCGCUGAUUGUGAUCUGCUGCCUGCGUCGGCGGGCCAAGUUGGCCCGGGAAAGGGACAGGAGGCGCAACUACGACAUGCAGGACCAUGCCGUCAGCCUGGUCAGAUUUAGUCCAAUACAUAGGCUUAAUUACCGAUCGUCGCGAGCUAUCAGUCUACGUCCUGAACGAAGCCUAAGCCAGGGCUUCACCUCCCUGGAGCUGGACACUGUGCUGGAGGAGCGCUGCAGUGACGUGGAGCAGACCCAGACGGAGAUGUUCAACCCAGAGUCGCCGAUGGACACCACCUCCUACAAGAUGUCCUUCUCCUCGAGCUAACAGUUAGCCAAGC
Molecule: messenger RNA, 1180 nt
Organism: Drosophila gunungcola (fruit fly)
Lineage: Eukaryota; Metazoa; Arthropoda; Insecta; Diptera; Drosophilidae
Exons: 4
Coding region: 226-1167 (313 amino acids)
Source: RefSeq, a predicted model, not a curated record